AUGGCCAACGUCACGGCAACGCAAAAGACCUACACCCUCAACACCGGGGCCAAGAUCCCCGCCGUCGGCCUGGGCACCUGGAAGUCCAGCGCGGACGAGGGCAAGGCGGCGGUCGAGGCGGCGCUGGCGGCGGGCUACCGGCACAUCGACACGGCCGCGGCCUACGGCAACGAGCGCGACGUCGGCGCCGGCAUCAAGGCGUCGGGCGUGCCGCGCGACCAGGUCUGGCUCACCACCAAGCUCAACAACCCGGACCACAAGCGCGUGGCCGAGGCGCUCGACGAGAGCCUGGCGCGGCUGCAGACCGACUACGUCGACUUGUACCUGAUGCACUGGCCCUCGAGCCUGGACCCCAACAACCCGGGCGCCGUCUACGAUGACUGGGACUACGUCGACACGUGGCGGGAGAUGCAAAAGGCCCUGGCCUCGGGCAAGGCGCGCGCCAUCGGCGUGUCCAACUUUGGCGUCAAGCAGCUGGAGCGCCUGCUGGCCGACAAGGGCACCACCAUCGUGCCGGCCGUCGACCAGAUCGAGCUGCACCCCGCCAACCCGUCGCCUAGGCUGGUGGCCUACCUCAAGGAGAAGGGCAUCCACGCGUCGGCCUACUCGCCGCUGGGCAGCUCAAGCUCGCCGUUCGGCAGUAACGCGGCGCUCAAGUCCAUCGCAGAAGCCAAGGGCAAGGCGCCGCAGCAGGUGCUGCUCAAGUGGGGGCUGCACCACGACUUCAGCGUCCUGCCCAAGAGCGUGAGCAAGGCGCGCAUCGAGUCCAACUUUGCGGGCCUCGACGGCUGGGACCUGGGUGAGGACGACGUCAAGGCGCUCGACGGCAUCAAGGACCGGUACAAAGCGUGCGGCGACGGCUGGCUGCCCAACACCGUCUUCUAUGACGACGACGAGUAG
This is a messenger RNA of Gaeumannomyces tritici R3-111a-1, 900 nucleotides long. RefSeq lists its product as hypothetical. The record is from RefSeq and is a predicted model, not a curated record. Bases 1 to 900 code for a protein of 299 amino acids. NCBI's taxonomy places the organism in Eukaryota, Fungi, Ascomycota, Sordariomycetes, Magnaporthales, Magnaporthaceae. The transcript has a single exon. Gene Ontology annotation, cellular component: cytosol. Gene Ontology annotation, molecular function: aldose reductase (NADPH) activity.